AGGGAGGAGCUAAGGAUGGGUCUCCUGCGAGAGAGGAUGCUCGCGGAGAAGGAGGAGGCGCUGGCGGCGGCGGGGGAGGCUCAGCGAGGGGAGAGGGCAGCGGAGACGCAGGGAACGCGCGAGCGCUGGUCGGAGAUCGAGCAACAGAUCAGACAGGAGGCCGAGGCUCUCAGGGAGGAUGAGGAGCGGGAGCACCGGAAGGAGGCUUCAGCAAUGCAGUCAGAGUUCAACCUUCAGCUGGAGGUGGAGCUACGACGAUGCAGAGCUGAGCUGGAGGAGACGCACCAGCAUGAGCUAGAGAGGCUGCAGGUUCAGCUGACAAGCGCGGCGCAGGAGCAGACGAGGUUCGUAGAGGAACACGUGCGCAUGGUGGAGCGAUACACGAGCGAGCAGACGCAGACCGCCAGCGCCCUCCAGCGGCAACACGAGGAAGCGAUCAGCGCCCUCCAGCGGGAGCACGAGGAAACUUUUUAAUUGCUUCGCUCUCUCCAGAGGGAGCACGCAGUUGCUGUCGAACAGCUUCGCGCUACGAUGAGCACGGAACAGCAGGAGGAGAUCAAGGCUCUGAAGGAGCAGGAGCAGGACAACGGAGUUGCAGACGCUGGUUGCCGCGGGCGACGAGCGAACUCGCCGAGACAAAGCGCGCGCUCGACACCGAGGAGAUGCAGAGGGCGCUAGCAGAGCAGCAGCGUGGCGAGGGAGAGGUGAUCCAGCAUUAUCGUGACCAGGUGCAGAAUGUGGGCGCGCAGUACAGCGCAAGUCUGCAGCAUGAGAAAUCACAGCUGAAGGAGCGACUCAUCGCCGAACACAUGCACAAGUUCGAGGACAUCACGGCCCGAGCUGGAGGCGGCCCACCAGGUGGAGCUGGAGCAGCUUCAGCACGGGUUGCGGGACGAGUACGAUGCGCGGCGGGGCGAGCUGGCGGCACAGCUG
Priapulus caudatus is the source of this 933-nucleotide messenger RNA. Its product is annotated as golgin subfamily A member 6-like protein 22. Lineage: Eukaryota; Metazoa; Priapulida; Priapulimorpha; Priapulimorphida; Priapulidae. The record is from RefSeq and is a predicted model, not a curated record. The transcript is spliced from 5 exons. Bases 16 to 474 code for a protein of 152 amino acids.